Uranotaenia lowii is the source of this 3785-nucleotide messenger RNA. It is a transcript of the gene RpII140, whose product is annotated as DNA-directed RNA polymerase II subunit RPB2. Lineage: Eukaryota; Metazoa; Arthropoda; Insecta; Diptera; Culicidae. The record is from RefSeq and is a predicted model, not a curated record. The coding region runs from base 155 to 3682 and encodes 1175 amino acids. Gene Ontology annotation, molecular function: DNA-directed RNA polymerase activity; ribonucleoside binding; DNA binding. Gene Ontology annotation, cellular component: RNA polymerase II, core complex. The transcript has 5 exons. Gene Ontology annotation, biological process: DNA-templated transcription.
GGCCGCCAUCAUUCGUCGUUCGUGAAAGCUGCCGCUUGCGGGAAACGCAUCGUAGAUUCACUUCGUCACGUAUAAUUUUUGUUGAAAUCUUUACUUUUACCCGGGCUGGCUGCUGCGAUUCCCGGCGUUUAACCUCCCAAACGGAUCGGUCAUCAUGUACGAAAACGAUGAUGAACACUUCGAGGAAGAGGAUCCAGAGGAGAUCUCCCACGAGCUGUGGCAGGAAGCCUGCUGGAUUGUGAUCAACGCAUAUUUCGACGAAAAAGGUUUGGUCCGGCAGCAGCUCGACAGUUUCGAUGAAUUCAUUCAGAUGUCCGUACAGCGGAUUGUGGAAGAUUCUCCGGCUAUCGAACUGACUGCUGAAGCUCAACACACCAGUGGCGAUAUAGAGACGCCGACUCGCUACCUGUUGAAGUUCGAUCAGAUCUAUCUAUCAAAACCGACUCACUGGGAAAAGGAUGGUUCCCCAUCGCCUAUGAUGCCGAAUGAGGCCCGUCUUCGGAAUCUGACAUACUCGGCUCCGCUGUACGUGGACAUCACCAAAACAAAGAUCGCCGAAGGUCACGAUCCGGUUGAAACUCAGCAUCAGAAAACGUUCAUCGGUAAAAUUCCGAUUAUGUUGAGAUCCACCUACUGUUUGCUGUCCCAGUUAACCGAUCGUGAUUUAACGGAAUUAAAUGAGUGCCCCCUGGAUCCGGGCGGUUAUUUCAUCAUCAACGGUUCCGAGAAGGUGCUGAUUGCCCAGGAGAAGAUGGCCACAAAUACGGUGUACGUGUUUGGAAUGAAGGAAGGGAAGUAUGCCUACAAGUCGGAAAUUCGUUCCUGUUUGGAGCACAGCUCUCGACCAACGUCCACACUUUGGUGUAACAUGAUGGCCAGGGGUGGUCAAAGCAUCAAGAAGUCAGCUAUUGGCCAGCGUGUGAUCGCCAUUCUGCCCUACGUGAAGCAGGAAAUUCCAAUCAUGAUCGUCUUUCGGGCAUUGGGAUUCGUGGCUGAUCGUGAUAUUUUGGAGCACAUUAUUUACGACUUUGACGAUCCGGAAAUGAUGGAAAUGGUUAAGCCAUCGUUGGAUGAAGCUUUCGUGGUGCAGGAGCAGAAUGUGGCGUUGAACUUUAUCGGUGCACGUGGUGCAAGACCUGGUGUCACCAAAGACAAACGUAUCAAGUACGCUAAGGAAAUUUUGCAGAAGGAAAUGUUGCCGCAUGUGGGUGUUUCAGAUUUCUGCGAAACGAAAAAGGCUUAUUUCCUCGGCUACAUGGUUCACCGGUUACUGCUGGCUGCUUUGGGUCGUCGUGAAUUAGACGAUCGAGAUCACUACGGUAACAAGCGUUUAGAUUUGGCUGGUCCCCUAUUAGCUUUCCUGUUCCGUGGAUUAUUUAAGAACUUGAUGAAAGAAGUUCGCAUGUAUGCACAAAAAUUCAUAGAUCGUGGAAAAGAUUUCAACUUGGAGCUUGCUAUUAAAACAAAGAUCAUUACCGAUGGAUUGAGAUACUCGUUGGCCACAGGAAACUGGGGAGAUCAAAAGAAAGCUCAUCAGGCUCGUGCCGGUGUGUCUCAGGUGUUGAAUCGAUUGACCUUUGCUUCAACUUUGUCUCAUUUGCGUCGUGUCAACUCGCCGGUCGGCCGUGACGGCAAACUAGCUAAACCUCGACAGCUGCACAACACUCUGUGGGGCAUGAUCUGUCCAGCCGAAACACCCGAGGGAGGUGCUGUCGGUUUGGUAAAGAAUCUGGCGUUGAUGGCUUAUAUUUCUGUCGGAUCUCAACCGUCACCAAUCUUGGAGUUCUUGGAGGAGUGGUCUAUGGAAAAUUUGGAAGAAAUUGCACCCUCGGCUAUUGUCGAUGCCACAAAGAUCUUUGUCAACGGAUGCUGGGUAGGAAUCCAUCGUGACCCGGAACAGUUGAUGGCAACUUUGCGUAAGCUGCGUCGUCAGAUGGACAUCAUCGUUUCUGAAGUGUCUAUGAUUCGAGAUAUUCGUGAUCGUGAAAUUCGAAUCUACACGGAUGCUGGACGUAUUUGCAGACCGUUGCUGAUUGUUGAAAAUGGAAGUUUGCUAUUGCGCAAGAACCACGUUGACAUGUUAAAGGAACGUGAUUAUAACAACUACGGAUGGCAAGUUUUGGUUGCAUCGGGUGUCGUGGAAUACAUCGACACGCUCGAAGAAGAAACCGUUAUGAUAGCCAUGACACCGUACGAUCUGAAGCAGGACAAAGAGUAUGCCUACUGUACCACUUACACCCAUUGCGAAAUUCAUCCCGCUAUGAUAUUGGGAGUUUGCGCUUCUAUUAUUCCAUUCCCAGAUCACAAUCAGAGUCCCCGUAAUACCUAUCAAAGCGCUAUGGGUAAACAAGCUAUGGGCGUCUACAUUACAAACUUCCACGUACGGAUGGACACGCUGGCUCACGUAUUAUACUAUCCGAUGAAACCGCUGGUUACCACCCGGUCCAUGGAAUAUCUGCGUUUCCGAGAGCUACCGGCCGGUAUCAACUCAGUCGUAGCCAUUCUUUGCUACACCGGAUACAACCAGGAAGAUUCUGUUAUCCUGAACGCUUCCGCCGUAGAACGUGGCUUCUUCCGGUCGGUGUUCUACCGUUCCUACAAAGAUUCCGAAAGCAAGAAAAUCGGAGAUCAAGAGGAACAGUUCGAAAAGCCCAAUCGUCAAACUUGUCAAGGCAUGCGUAACGCGUUGUACGACAAACUGGAUGAGGAUGGAAUAAUUGCACCUGGUCUUCGUGUUUCUGGUGAUGAUGUGGUCAUCGGUAAAACCAUCACUCUCCCAGAAACAGACGACGAGCUUGACGGAACGACUAAACGUUACAGCAAACGAGACGGUUCAACGUUCCUGCGUAAUUCGGAAACCGGAAUCGUCGACCAGGUCAUGUUAACGCUCAACAGCGAGGGUUACAAAUUCUGCAAAAUUCGUGUACGAUCAGUUCGUAUUCCUCAGAUCGGUGACAAGUUCGCCUCUCGUCACGGUCAAAAAGGUACCUGCGGAAUCCAGUAUCGGCAGGAGGAUAUGCCGUUUACCUGCGAAGGACUUACCCCGGACAUUAUAAUCAACCCGCACGCCAUUCCAUCCCGUAUGACAAUUGGCCAUUUAAUCGAGUGUAUUCAGGGCAAGCUGGGAUCCAACAAGGGAGAAAUCGGUGACGCUACCCCAUUCAACGACGCCGUCAACGUGCAGAAAAUCUCCACCUUCCUGCAGGAGUACGGCUAUCAGCUGCGAGGCAACGAAGUCAUGUACAACGGCCACACUGGACGCAAAAUCAAUGCUCAGGUGUUCCUUGGGCCAACCUACUACCAACGUUUGAAGCACAUGGUGGACGACAAAAUCCAUUCGCGAGCCCGUGGUCCGGUACAGAUUUUGGUACGUCAACCCAUGGAGGGUCGUGCCCGUGAUGGUGGGCUACGUUUCGGGGAGAUGGAACGGGAUUGCCAGAUUUCCCACGGUGCAGCACAAUUUUUGCGGGAGCGUCUGUUCGAGGUAUCGGACCCGUACCGGAUACAUGUGUGCAACUUCUGCGGCUUGAUUGCCAUAGCCAACAUGCGAAACAAUACCUUCGAGUGUAAGGGUUGUAAAAAUAAAACACAGAUAUCGCAAGUCAAGCUUCCGUACGCUGCAAAGUUGCUGUUCCAGGAAUUGAUGUCCAUGAACAUUGCGCCACGCUUGAUGGUACUAUAAAAGGCCACAAUAUGAUUAAAUGUGCGCGUUUAAACGUUCCCGAUUCGAAUGACUUUAUGUAUGGUAGGAUUUUCAGAAUAAAAUCGACAAUUUAAGAGAUAAA